This is a messenger RNA of Culicoides brevitarsis, 1165 nucleotides long. RefSeq lists its product as uncharacterized. The transcript has 2 exons. The record is from RefSeq and is a predicted model, not a curated record. Bases 62 to 1165 code for a protein of 367 amino acids. Lineage: Eukaryota; Metazoa; Arthropoda; Insecta; Diptera; Ceratopogonidae. Gene Ontology annotation, molecular function: protein binding.
CAACAUUCUCAAAUGACUCAUUGCAUUUCAUCAUUCUUCUGCCGAUACUAAAAAAAAAAUCAUGGAAAGUGUCAUUUGUGCUCGCAAAAAGGAAUUUUGGGGACAAGAACGUUUCAACGACAUCACUUUUAGCUUUCCGGAUGACAAUCGAGUGCUGCAAGCGAACAAAACGAUACUCGCAUUGUGUUCUCCGGUCUUCGAAGCGAUGUUUUUCGGCGAUUUAGCGGAACAACGAAACCCCAUUCCGAUUGUUGAUGUUGAUUCGACGUAUUUUGAAGCUUUUUUGAGGUAUAUUUACACGGAAGAAUUCCACGCCGAGUCCCUUGAUGACGCCCAAAAUCUUUUUUAUGUCGCACACAAGUACGAAGUCACCACAAUUGAAGCCGCUUGCGAACGUUACAUGAUCCAAAACUUGAAAAAAUUCGACAUCAACGAGUUAAUCGCCUUCGCUGACAUGUUUUCGAUGAAAAAUUUGAUUGAAUUGUGUCGUGUUUAUAUGAAUCAUCAUCCGAGAUCUGAUGUUCCAGCUUGUUGGGAGUUGUACAAAAAAGGAGAUCCCUUGCCAGUUGGAACAGUUUUUGCUGACGUUGAUCCCACAAAUAAUUGGCCAAUUGGCGUGGGGCGUUUCAAACUUCACGGAGAUAUAUUACCCGGCACGUUUUACAUCAAAGAUAUGUGCGUGAAAGCUGCUUAUGGGGGACAAGCUCAUACCGCCGAAGACGAAUUUGAGAUUUUGUGCAAUGGAAAUCUCGAUUGGGUGCCUGCAGGACAAGGUAAAGUCGUUGAAAAAGCUUUGCCGGGCGGCAGAUGCAAUUAUAACGAAGAACUUUUCAUCGGGAAAGUCGAGCGAGAGGGAAAAAAAUUUGUUGGAAAAAUUCAUCCGAGUCACGGAUGUUUGUACAUUCCGUAUUUGACGGCAGAAUUAAGAGUACCGGAUAAUUAUUUGAUGCUAACGGAUAAACACGAGAAAAACGAGAGACAAAAAAGGCCGUAUUACGAUUAUCAUCCGUAUGACGAUGACAACGACGACGACGAUGAUGACAAUGGCGAUGGAGAUGAUGAGCCUCGAGCCCAACCACGAAGAAUUCCUUUGGUGCAAAGAUUUUUCCCGAGUAACCUUUUUCGACCGUUAAACUUGUCGAAUUCAAGCAGCAGAAAUAAUUAA